CUUUACGCCUGUGAGUAGUUCUCGCGAGAUUACGAAACAACAAGGCAAAGAAAAUGGAAGGCUGUGCUAGCUAGCUGUAAAGCUGAGCGAAUCCAAUAAUAACUGGAAACAAAACGUUCAUAUGCAAGCUACCAACACAUGUCAAUAUGGAUCCAAUGGAAGAUAACGACAUCAUCAAUGAUUAUCAUUAUGAAGAACAGCCAGAAGAGGCUGGUUCGAGUGUUAGGCCGACCAUGUCUCAGGUUAAAAAGUCCUGGGGCUUCAGACGGACAACAAUCGCCAAAAGGGAGUUCUUGGAUGAAGUUGGAGACCUAACAACCAGUCCUCAAUCCGUACGCAGAGUCAGAGGUCGUAGAUCCAACCCAACACCCCAGCCCUCUCCAGAAACCCAGAGAGUUUCCCGUGGAACCAGGAGUGUAAUAGAUGAUCUCGAGUGGUCUGCCCCAUCGUCACCGGUAUCAGAGGAGAGCAAGCCCGUCUCCGAAGCCUCAGCAGGAGGGAGCCUUGACCCCAGCUCAUGGCAAGAUUGCGGGUCUGCCUUCCACACUGCUUUCUCACUGCUUGGUGGAGGUGAGGGUUUGUCACUGGACAUGUCAGACACACUGGCAAUCCCUGACAUUUUGGAAGUCACUGACUCCCUUGAAGCCUCGCCACCCCAACUCAUAGAAGAAACGGAGGUGCCUGAUGAUAAUGAAUCUACUGAUGAGAUGGAAAUCUCGCAGCCUGUUGCACCUGACAAUGUGGCAGGAGGAGAAAAUGAUGACGUUGUUCUGAUAUCUAGUCAGGAAGAGGACAGUGAUUAUAUGUCUCUGAUGCAGAUGAAGGAGCAGAUAGCUUCAAAAGGCAGACAGGGAGACACAAGAGGUAGAGGGGGGAGAGGUGGAAGAGGAAAGGCCAGAGGAAGGGGGAGAGGCAGAGGAAGAGGUAAGGGAAGAGGUAGAGGACGGGGCAGAGGGAGAAGCAAGGCAGUUCAAUCAAGGAUUAUUGAUGAAGAGGACAACGACAAUGAGCUGGUGGUAGUUAACCCCGCUGAUCAGAUGCUGCAGCAAUUUCAAGACGAAGACAAAGAAAAUGAUCCACAAGACCCUGCUGAAAUAGUGAUAUCCUCUGCUAACUCUGACAUCACUCUGAGUCCCACUCAGCAAUCUAGCUCAGACUGCAUAAUCAUAGACACUGAUUUAGACCACAUUACUGAUAUGACUUCUGGCCAGUACGCUGAUGCACCAGAAGAGGAGGAGAUGGAGGAGAAGAAAGAAUAUACUGACGUAGAAGAGUUUUCACGAAUAUUAGAUGCAGACGGCUCAGAUUCCAAUGCUCUGUACUGCAUCUGUCGGCAGAAGCAAGAUAAAAGGUUCAUGAUCUGCUGUGACAUUUGCCAGGAUUGGUUUCAUGGCGACUGUGUUGGUAUCAGUGCAACACAGGGUCGUAAGAUGGAGAAGGAAGGGCAAGAGUACGUGUGCCCCCCUUGUACUACAAGGAAGCAGAUCCAACUCCAACCAGAGCCUGAGCUUAGCUUUCCUGAAUGCUUGAUGCUAAGUCCACCCAGUGAAGAACAGGAGGAGCAGAAAGAACUCAAGGAGACUUUGUCUGCGGUUGAGGAGCAGCAGCAGCAGGAGAAGGAAAAGGAAAAGGAGGACGCGGCUCCUGUGAUGAUGGCAAAGCUUGAGCCCGAUGCUGAGAUGGAGACAGGCAGCUCUCUUCCUCUGUGCAUGGGACCCAAAUGCUCCAAACAAGCCCUACAAGACUCUGUUUACUGUGGCAAUGACUGCAUCCUGCAGCACGCCGCCUUAACUAUGAAGACUCUUUGUGUUCCUAAAGUGCCCCAGCUCAGAGGACGGCCUCAGAGAAAAGCUGCCACUGCCAAACCCAACCCAACGGGUCAGAGGUCGGGUCGGAUGUCAAAGAGAUUAGCAGUAAAUGCUGAGGAACCUGAAGAGGAGGAUGUGAAGGAAGAUGAUGGAGGGCAAGAGGAGGCUGUGUCUCACUUAGCCUGCGACCCCAGUCUCACAGAAGUUCAGGCCACUUCCAUACCAUCGUCUAAGUUUUACACAGCGUCUAUAAAGGACAAUGAACAGGUAGAGGCAGACAGUGAGGUUGCAACUUCUAUCAAACCACCUGCAGAUGAGACCUCGACUGAUGUUGCCCCCUCUUCCCAGCCUGCCGCUGAGACACCAUCGACACAGAGCCACUCUGAAGAACAGGCAAAGCAGCCAAUCACCAGUGCAGUGCCUCAGCAGCAAUCUGCAUAUUCAGAUCCCUCUAUACUACCAAACCCAACAAAAACGAGUGUACCUCCUGCCCCACAAUCCCCCUCCACCUCAGCUCCCAGACAUCAUGAAACAGGGGCUCUUAUGGUCACUAAGACCGCGUACGUCAUACCAAAGAAGCACCCUGCCCCCCAGGCUCCAUCCAGCCACCUGUCAGCCUCAACGUCGGGCCAAAAGCCUUCUUCUGCCCCAACGCUGAUGAACGAAACCAGAAAUCUGCUGGUGCCCCCUGCACCCAGUGCUCCUCCCUCCUCCAGACCCUCCCAGCCCAAUACCCAGGUCAGACAGAGCAUCCAGCGCUCCCUCAUCAGCAUCCUGUUAAAAAGGGUGUGUGAUUGUGAGGACUUGGAGAUGUCAGAGAGUGACAUAGCAAAGCUUGUCUCAAGCAUUGAGAUGGAGAUGUUCGACAUAUUUCGCAACACAGACAGCAAAUACAUGAACAAGUACAGAACUAUUAUGUUCAACCUGAAAGACCCGAAAAACAAGGGCUUGUUGUAUCGUGUCGUACGUGGAGAGAUCAGUCCCUUCAGACUGGCCAGAAUGAGCCAGAAGGAUAUGCAGGCUACCAAAGCAUCAGAGCCAAGUGCAAAAGAAACUACAGAGGUUAAGAAUGCAGCUGCUAAAGCGACAAGUUUGCCGCAAAAGCCUGAGGCAGUGAAGGUGGAUUUGCCCAGUUUGAAUCCCACUAGACCUGCUAGAAGCACGUUUGCGUUCCAGGAACAAAAGAAACACCUUCCUGCUCUUGCUCCCAAGACCAGAACAAGCCAGCCGAACCAGGGCAGUGCUGUACCAGAUAUUCUCUCCUGCAUGCUGAAGGACACAACAUCAGAGCACAAAGCUCAUCUCUUUGACCUGAAAUGCAAAAUAUGCACAGGUCAAAUGCUCGCUGGGGAAGACGAGGAACCGGCAAAGAAAAAACCCAAGAUUUCUGAGACAAGAGAUAAAUAUGAACGCUCUUGGAGAAAAUGUGCCGGAGAUGACUCUCCUCUGAGGGCCCCGCCUGACUCACCUGACAUGGAUUCUCCAACAUCCCUAAUGGAUUAUUCACCCCGUCUUAUCAUUGACGCUCCAGCGCUGACUAUCGUUGAAUCCCCAGCGUCCCCUAUAAUGGACUCUCCAGCCUCCCCUGUCAUGGAAUCCCCUGCUUCCCCAACUCCAGACACUCCUAAAACUACUACACAAAAGAGAUCCUACACACCAGUUGUGAUCCCAGCAGUCUCCACAGUUACUAUCACAAGGCGUGACCCCCGCACUGCCGCAAACAGGUCUUCUUCGUCUAGAGGCACAUCCAGUCCAAGUAACACAACCAAUAACCAAUCAGUAUCUUAUUCUAUUCGUCAAGAGACUACCUCUGCUUCGCCCUCAGCACCAACGUACUUGGGACCACCAACAAAACCAUUACCCAAGUCGAUCUUAAUGAAGCCAUCAUCCUCUGCUGAUCCCAGACUCUAUGGGACAUCCUCAAGGACUGUGAUCUCUGAAUCCCCAGCUGAUGGUGAAACUUCCCAGUUCUUGGCUAAGCAUGAGAUAGUGUGGAAAGGCUUCCUAAACAUGCUCUCUGUGGCCAAGUUUGUCACCAAAGGAUAUAUGGUUUCAGGAACGGCUGAAAAUCUCAAAGCGGAUCUACCUGAUACCAUACAAAUAGCAGGACGAAUCCUGCCUCAAACAGUGUGGGACUAUGUUGCAAAACUAAAGACCUCUGUUACAAAGGAGUUAUGUGUGAUCCGGUUUCACCCUGCAACAGAGGAGGAAGAGGUGGCCUAUGUCUCCCUAUUUUCCUACUUCAACAGCAGAGGUCGUUAUGGUGUGGUCGCCAAUGGCAGCCGUUCCAUCAAAGAUGUAUACCUUGUCCCACUAAGUGCAAAGGAAUCAAUCCCAACCAUACUCCAACCUCUUGACGGACCAGGUUUUGAAAAAAACCGGCCAAAUCUUCUUCUGGGUCUGGCUGUCAUCCAAAAGACAAAACGUCCAGGAAGCUUGCCUCAGGAAAUUGAAGAGAAGAGACCCAAAGUUAAUAUGUCCAAAGACCCUAUGUGGAUCCCAAAACCCCCAGUCCUUUAUGGUUCUGACAAAUUGGAAAUAUUUCAACCCUACGAUCCUGAGACUCCUGCUAACACCUCCCCUCCUGGCUCACCACUUUGCCCUGGGUCACCAUCAGGCUUGUCCUCUUCUGGAUCAGUUGCCCUACCAUCUUGUUAUAAUUCUUUUAGAACAAACCCUCCUUUCUCUACCUCAGCUGCAGUUGCUGCCACCCAGUCCACCUCUGAGAGUGACAAAAAUGCCACAGCAGCAUCCAGUAAUAAAUCACCACUGCAGACCAUCUUGAAAAGUUUGUUUGGCAAUAAGCAAACUGACUCCGUUGUCUCUUCUGACGUACAAUCUUCAACAGCAACAGUUCAUGUUAAGAAGGUCCCAGUGUUUUCUAAGGUGUCUCGAUCAAUGGUGGAUCCAAUUGUCCAACAAUAUGGACAGAAAUCAAAAGUUAAAAAAAUAGAAGAAGAAAAUGACUUUGACCGACCAUAUGACCCAGAAGAGGAGUAUGAUUCAGCAAUGGGAUAUGGAAUGGUUGCUCCUCAGAACAUUGAGAAAAUGAAGACAGAGGGUCCUGCAGUAUCAGGCUGUGUAGACGAUGAUGUGGCCUAUGAUCCAGAAGACGACACUAUCUUUGCAGAUAUGCAAAGGGAAAUUGCUGUGACAAAGCCCCCUGCUCAAACUCAAACGUCAGGUACUCCAUCAUGCCAAACCCCAAUAUCCACCCAGAUUAAAACACCAACUCCCAACUCCACUGCUGUGCAAUCCUCUACCCAAGCUGUAAUAAUGCAGAACAUUCCUACAGGCACUGUGGUUGUCUCAGCUGCAACACUAACUGAACAACAACGAAUGCUUGAGGAUCUCAAUAGGCAGAUUGAAGAGCAAAAGCAGCAAUUGAAGGAGCAGGAAGAGGCCCUACGUCAACAGAGAGAGGCUGUUGGUAUCUUUAUGGCUCGUUUUUCUGUUUCUGAUUCCCUGAUGUCUCCCCCACAAAAAGCUUUGCCUCUCAGUCAACUGUCAGAAUCAACAGACAAGACCAGCAACCUUACAGAGACUGAGGACAGUUCAAAUGUAGAUUCACAAACUGUUAAACAAGACACAACUGCCACACCUAAUGUAGAAAUUGAUGCAGAAACAGUUACAGAGCAAGAUAAAACACAGGCUGAUGUUAAAGAAAGUGACAAAUAUUCCUCUGCGGGUGAGAUUGAAGACUCUGAUGUAGCUUAUGAUCCUGAAGACGAAUCACUUUUUGAUGUUUUUCAAGAUGAUGUUUUUCAAGGAGGCAGUAUAAAGACCCGUGAUUUAUCUUUGUCGAGAAUAGGGCAUAGUGCCUCUCACAAGGGCAGUCCUCUGAGUUCACACCACAGCAGAAAGAGAAGGUUAUCACCAAAGAGGCGGAGUCAUCAUGAAAGGAGCCGCCAUGGAAGUCCUUCUAAAAGAUCACAGCGACGUUCUCCUUCACAUUCCCGGAGACAUAGAGAAAAGGAUAGACACAGAAAAAGUGAAAGGGACAGGUCAAGGCAUAGAGCCAGAGACCAGUCUGACCGCCAAGGUCGCCAAUGUAAAGAGCAUACCCCACGGCAGCAUUCUCAUGGGCGUAGAAGAUCCCCAUGUUCUCCUAGAAAAACAGAUUCUGGGUCCAUAUCGCCAAAAUGGAACAGAGAUCCUUCACCUCAAGUCCUUGAGAUAUCAAAGCCUUUAACUGUUCUGUGUAAUGCUCCAGACUCUUUAGACUCUAUUGAUGGAACAUUUUUAGAGAGUAACCAAUCAUCAUCCAGUUCAGUUACUAUUAAAAGUUACCCUCCUGUUGGACAUCAGCUAAAAAGUCAUCUUGUUAAGAGUGUUGAUGAAGGCUUUUCUCCCUCUUCACAUGAACUUCUUCACAAUUUCAAGCUCAAUACUUUAAAAGAUCCAAAGUCCCAAGAGCCUCAAAACACGUCUGUCAGUGGCGACACAGAUAGUGGUUCCUCUAACCAGGUGAAUAUACCCUCUCAACUUGAAACUCUGUUUAGCAAAUUUGAAAUUCCAGUCCCUCUACGUGAAACUGAUCCGCCCAUUCGAGAUUCUCCUCAGAGCCCUGAUCCAGAGCCACAGUUUGUAAAACCUAUUCGCACAGAAAAGAGGGGGCCUAAAAUUGAGGAAAUCAGAGAUCCUCAGACCCUUACCAGUGUCUCAAUGCCACAUGAUAAAGUUGAAAGUAUUUGUUUGCCUAUUGGUGGUCAAGCUACAAUGUCCAAAAUACUGUGGCCAACCGGUCGAGGUGCCUUAGUUCUAGAGGGGCAAGGGGUCAAAGAUGAGGUUAUAAAAGAGGCAGACAAACAGAUAGAAAUGGGACAUCCAGGCUUAAAACAUCCUAAAAUAUUGGGUCAAGGGGAGGGGGAUUCAAUUCGAGCUAUAGGCUCAGAUAUUCAGGCCUCAGGAACUGAAAAAGAUCCUGUGACAAAACAGCCAGGACCUGGACAUAUUGAACCACAGAUAGAUCUUAGAGUAACAGAAACUGGAUUCCCAGGCCCCAAUAGGAGAGGUCCAGACAUGCAAGGAAAAGGUACCACCAUUUGGGGUCCUGGAUCACAUACACAACACGUAUCUAGUAUGCAAGGCUUGAACCUAGAACUCACAGCUCCAGCUCCUGAUAUGAUGCACAGUGAGACAGAAGUGAGUGGACAAAUGCUUGUACCAGCUGUUAUAAAUUCAUGUGGGGAAGGAUCAGAUCUACAGAACAAGAGUAGAGAUCUAUUCAUAAAGGGCCCUUCGUCACAUAUAACUGAAGCUGAUAUAAGGGGCACAAGAGAGCCUUUAUUUGCUCAUGAGAGGUGGGGUCCACAAAAAGGGCGAAAUGUACCCAUGAGAGGACCAGGGCCAAACAUUAAUUAUGAAAGUGGUGGUUCUAACAUACCCUUCUUUGGAGAAGACAGUGGGCCUAGAGAACCUUUUAAGAAGACAAAUCUCGGUAUGACAGCUGGAAAGAGUGUGCAUGGCACUGACAUGAAAGAAUCAGAAACUAUUUGUGAAUUAAGAAGGCCAAAUAUGACACAAAGAGGAAGUUACAUGAGGCCUAGUCAAGAUAUUGGUAGUAUGGGUGGCUCAGAUACAAGGGGCGAUGGCAUGCUUAACAUUAAAACUCCUGAUUGGAGUGGUCCAGGUCCCGUUGCUGGUCCCGAUAUAAGGGGUCAAACGAGUCAAAAUAUAGGCCUGGGUCUACAUAUGAGAGGUAUAGAUUGUGGUGACCCAGGAACAGUCAUAAGAGAUGAUUGCAGAGGUACAGAUAUGAGAGGAUCAGGUCCACUCAGAGAAGGGCCAUUUAUACAAGAUGAAUGGAGAGUCCCUCCGCCUAACAGUAGAGGUCCACACCUGGAGAACCAGGUACCUAACAGAAGAGGGGUUGGAGACCUAGACUUUAGAGGACCAGCAUCUGAAAUGAGCUGUGGACUGAUAGAGGACAUUAGGCCUGACAGGAAAAGAUUAGUGGGUCCCAAUUUCAUGGCACCAGGGGGUCCAGAAUUUGUGAGACCAGGACUUGAAAUGAAUGAUCAGGAUAGGAUGGGUCAUGGGCCUAACAGGAGAGAACCUGGAGGGCCAGAUGUUAGGGGACCAGGGCCUGUAAGCAGAGGCUUAUCUAUGGAAGGACCUGGGCCUGACAGGAGAGGACCUAGAGGGCCAGAUUUUAGGGGACCAGGACAUGAAAAGAGAGGUCCAGCCAUGGAGGGCCCUGGGUCUGACAGGGGAGUACCUAGAGGUCCAGUUUAUAGGGGAGAAGGGCCAGAAAGCAGAGGCUCAUCAAUAGAGGGUCCUGAGCCUGACCGAAGAGGGCCCGGAGGUCCAGAUUUCCAAGGACCAGGAACUGAAAGAAGAGGUCCAGCUAUGGAAGGCCCCUGGCCUGACAGGAGACGGCCUGGAGGUCCAGAUUUUAAAGGACCAGGACCUGAAAGUAGAGGUCCAGCUAUGGAGGGUCCCUGGCCUGACAGGAGACGGCCUGGAGGUCCAGAUUUCAAGGGACCAGGUUCUGAAAUUAGGGGUCUCGCUAUAGAGGGUCAUGGACCUGAAAGGAGAGGGCCCGAAGGUCCAGAUUUCAAAGGAUCAGCUCCUGAAAGGAGGGGUAAAGCUAUGGAGGGUCCUGGGCCUGAAAAGAGAGGGCCCGAAGGUCCAGAUUACAGGGUGCCAGGGCCUGAGAGGAGUGGUCAAGCUAUGGAGGGUCCUGGGCCUGAAAGGAGAGGGCCAGAAGGUCCAGAUUUCAAAGGACCAGCUCCUGAAAGGAGGGGUCAAGCUAUGGAGGGUCCUGGGCCUGACAGGAGGGGACCUGGAGGUCCAGAUUUCCAAGGACCAGGAACUGAAAGAAGAGGUCCAGCUAUGGAGGGUCCCUGGCCUGACAGGAGACGGCCUGGAGGUCCAGAUUUUAAAGGACCAGGACCUGAAAGUAGAGGUCCAGCUAUGGAUGGUCCCUGGCCUGAAAGGAGAGGGCCAGGAGGGCCAGAUUUCAGGGGACAAGGUUCUGAAAUUAGGGGUCUCGCUAUAGAGGGUCCUGGGCCUGAAAGGAGAGGGCCCGAAGGUCCAGAUUUCAAAGGACCAGCUCCUGAAAGGAGGGGUCAAGCUAUGGAGGGUCCUGGGCCUGACAGGAGGGGACCUGGAGGUCCAGAUUUCCAAGGACCAGGAACUGAAAGAAGAGGUCCAGCUAUGGAUGGCCCCUGGCCUGACAGAAGAGGGCCUGGAGGUCCAGAUUUCAAAGGACCAGGACCUGAAAGUAAAGGUCCAGCUAUGGAUGGUCCCUGGCAUGACAGGAGAGGGCCAGGAGGUCCAGAUUUCAGAGGACCAGGACCUGAAAGUAGAGGUCCAGCUACGGAGGGUCCUGGGCCUGACAGGAGAGAGCCCAGAGGUCCAGAUUACAGGGUGCCAGGGCCUGAGAGGAGUGGUCGAGCUUUUGAUGGUCCUGGGCCUGACUGGAAAGGACCUGGAGGUCCAGAUUUCAGAGGACCAGGAGCUGAAAGGAGAGGUCCAGCUAUGGAGGAUCCUGGGCCCGACAGGAGAGGACCUGGAGGUCCAGAUUUCAUAGAUCUAGGAACUGGAAAAAGAAGUCAAGCUAUGGAUGCUCUUAGACCCGACAGGGGACCUGGAUGUCCAGAUUUCAGGGGGCCAAGGCCUGAAAGCAGAGACUUUUCUAUGGAGGGUAAUGGGUCUGACAGGAGAGGACCUGGAGGUCCAGUUUUCGGAGGUCCAAGGCCUGAGAGAAGAAGUUUAUCUAUGGAGCGUUUUGGGCCUGACAGAAGAGGAACUAGUGGUCAAGAUUUCAGAGAGCCAGAACCUGAAAGAAAAGGUCCAGCUAUGGAGGGUCCUGGGCCUGACAUGAGAGUCUCCGGCGGUCAAGAUUUUAAAGGACCAGGGCCUGAAAUCAGAAGCUUAUCUAUGGAGGGGCCUGGGCGUGACAGGAGAGGACCUCAAGGUCAGAAUUUCCGGGUACCGUGGUCUGAAUGCAGAGACUUCUCUAUGGAGGGUCCUGGGCCUGACAGGAGAGGUACUAGAGGUCCAGGUUUCAGAGAACCAGGACCUGAGAGAAGAAGCCUAUCUAUGGAGGCUCCAGGACCUGGCAGAAGAGGACCAGGAGGUCCAGAUUUCAGUGGACCAGGAUCCAAUAUAAGAGGUCUUGGUAUCACUGGUUUGGGGCCUUACACAGGAGAAUCAGAAGUUCCAGACUUUAGUGGUCCAGGUAUAGAAGGUCCAGGGCCUCGAGUUAGAGGACAGGAAGUAGUACCUGAUGGUCCACAUUUCAGAAGACCUGGGUCUGAAAGGAGAAGUUCAUCUUUGGAGCGACCUGGGCCUGACAUUAGAGGUCCUGGCAGUCCAGAUUUCAGCGAACCAGGACUUUUAACUAGAAAUCAAGCAAUGGAAGGUUCUGGGCCUGACAUGAGAGGACCUGGAGCUCCAAACAACAGGGGACAACAAGGUUUUGGUAUGGAGGGUCCAGAUUUCAACAGGACAAUGUCAGAUGGUCCAGACAUGAGGAAACCAGGGCAUUCAGAUCCAAACAAAGAGAGCCCAAGGCCUGAGAGGAGAGAAGGUCAACAUUUUAGAGGUCGUGGUCCAAAUAGAAGGCUUCCAGAGACGGAGGAAAACUCUGACAGCAGGGACUUUCCAGGUGGCCAACACUUUAGGGCUCCUGAGUUAGAAAGAAGACCUUCAGACAUAGUGGGCCCAGGGUCUGAUAGAAGAAAUCCGCACUCAAGAGGAGUUAGGCCUGAAAGAAAUGUUAUGGAGGUUCAAGGGCUCAAUAGUCCAUGUCCAAGAGGUCUAGAUUUUAAAGGUCCAGACAUUGAGUGCCCAGGGCCUGAAAGACAAGGACCAGGAGACUCAGGCUUCAAAGAGCCUGGACUUGAAAAGAGGAGUACAGAUUUUGAGGGCCAAGGACCAGAUUGGAGAAGACCAGGUAGUCAUGACUUUAGGGACCCAGGAAUCAGGCACAGAAGUCCAAAAAGAGAAGGUAUGAGACAAAGAAGAGAUGGCUGGGGAGAGGCUGACUAUGGAGGAUCAGAACCUAUCCAAGAACCUAUAUCUCGAAACGUAAGGGGUUCAAGGCCUAUCAGGGGAAACAUAAGAGGGCAUGGGCCAGAUAUGAGAAGUUUCAGGGGCUCUGCACCUGAUAUGAGAGGCCCAGACAGAGUGGAACAAUGGUCAGAUAGAAGAGGGCCCAAUAUGGAGGCUGUAGGAAAUGAAAUAGAAUGUUCAGGAGAUGAUUGGAAUAGACAUGACAACAGGGGUCCAGGCCCCAACCAAGGUCCAGUUGAGCAUGCUCAAGCACAUACUAGGCAAGGUCCUCGAAGGGGAUGGAGUGGCCCUGAAAGUAUUGGGCCAAGGCCCAUACAAGAAAGACAAAAUAUGCCAUUUCCCGGGCCUUUGAGAGGUCCAGGAGAUGAUGGUCCUGGUUAUAGGGGUCCAGAUCCUGUCGAGGGUGACCCAGAUAUGAAAUGCCUAGGGCCCAGUAGGGGAGGACGUGGGAGGAGAGAGCCUGAUCGAGGGUUUGGGCCCAACAGAAGGAGGCCUGGGCCAUUUUUCAGUAGGCAAAGAGAUACAGAAAACAGUGGACAAGGCCAUGAUAUAAGAGAUCCAGGCAUGAGAGAACCAGGAUCCGAUAUGAGAUGGGGUCAAGAUAUGGGGGAUGACUGUAGGAAGCCAGACUUCAGGGGUAUUAAGAGAGGGCGAAACAUGGAAGGACCUGAGACUGAUGGGAGAUUUUCAGAUUGUGGGGGACUAGGAUCUGAAAGGCAGGUAGACAUGGAAAAACCUGGAACAGAUAGACAAGGAUUUCAGCAUGAUUUUAGGAGGGAAAUGAGGGGUCCAGACAUGAGAAGAAUAGGACAUGGUAACACCAAUAGGGAGCCAGCACCUGGAAGUUCAGAUGUCAGACCUGGGAGGUGGCCUACAGAAACUGAGGGCCCUGGGUCUGAUAGGAGGGGUCCAGGCAUAAUGGGCCCAGGGUUAGAUUUAAGGGGAUCUAAACCCCCCAUAAACAUAGACAUGCAAGGAUCAGAUAUAAGGGGAACCUCGCCUCAUUUCAAUAGUCUUCAUCCAAGUACUAGAUCUCAAGGCCCUAGUGAUCCACAUUCUGAAUCAAACAUAGGUGCAACUAAAAACAGUGGAGGACAACCACACAGAGUUGCCCUACUUCCUACCCCAACAGGUCUUGUGCGCUUUCCAAAUCGUAUAAUUAACCAUCCUGAUGUUUUUAGCCUAAAUCAAAAACAAAUGGGUAGCCCAACUGAAAGAGAGUGUAGACCAGUAGUUAGACCAUUGACUCAAGAAAAAGAGUUGGUUAAAGGGCCAAGCCAGGAGCAGGAAAAAGGUCCUGCUUGUAAAAUAAGCAAAACUGAAGAUGCAAGCACAGGGGUAAGAGAUGACAAAAUGGAAGUGGGGAAUGAAAAAAAGCAAUGUCCAGCCAAGUUAGACAGGCUAAAAGCAUUGACUCCUCAGGACAGUAAGUAAGAACUAGUCCUGCGGAAAGGCUUAGUAUCAUCUCAUUAAAUCACAAAGAGACUGAGAGCUUAACACAUUUUGAAUGUAUUACUCCUACAGACAAGCAAUGCAAAAAAAUCUGGCAUUGUAGCUUGAUAAUGACAUUCUAAGAGAUAUUUGAGUAAACUAGGUGUUGAUUUGUCUUGUUGGCUGGGAAUUUAUUUGUGUAAUAUGUGCUGAUUAAAUGCUACUUAAAUUUAACCGAUCACUUGUAAAUUCAACUUCAUGCUAAGUCUAGUUGGAAACAGUCAGAAAUGUUUUGUACAGAAAAUGUAAAAAUUUUGUUUUUUUUUGUUUUUUAACAAGCCACGUUUUUAUUUUAUUAUUAUUAUUAUUUUUUCAUCAUGGCCAUAGUGUCAGUACAGUAGCCUUAAUGUUCUGUUGUUUAAAGUAAUCCAUUUCAUUGUACUUUCGAAAUGCAUAAAGUCAAUAAAAUAAAAUGCCUUUUUUAAAUGUG
Gymnodraco acuticeps is the source of this 12753-nucleotide messenger RNA. RefSeq lists its product as uncharacterized. Gene Ontology annotation, cellular component: nucleus. The coding region runs from base 147 to 12266 and encodes 4039 amino acids. The transcript has 16 exons. Lineage: Eukaryota; Metazoa; Chordata; Actinopteri; Perciformes; Bathydraconidae. The record is from RefSeq and is a predicted model, not a curated record. Gene Ontology annotation, biological process: DNA-templated transcription.